UUUCCAUCUUUCUCUCUCUCCAAAUUUCAGAUUUUUCUUCUCUCUUCCUCUCUAGCUCACGUCUUCUCUUCCUCUCCUCACCCAAUCCAUCAAAAACCAUUAAUUCUUCAUGAAAUCAUCAUGAAAAUUGUUUAAGAGUGUCCCUUGUAGUGAUUAGACCAAGAAGUUCAAGGUUUGAAGUGGAAUCUCAAGUGGGAAGCUUAUUCUAGUAAGAGUUUAAUUCAAAUAAGGUUAAUUAUGGAUGCCCUUAUGGUUGAGCGUGAAGUUGAUAAAUGUUUGAAAUGCAAAAGUGAGACGAGCCUAUGCCAUUUUAAAGGAUUAAAGAUGUACAAGUUAUUAUACAACAUGAUGGUUCGUGAUGAAGAAGUAGAAGUCGCUGAAAGUUUCACGUCAGUAGUGUUAGUGUUAUUUCAGAGGGAGCUUCUAUCAGUUAUUGACACCUUUGGGAACAAAAACAGGGUUAAACCUGUGAGGGUUGGAUCUAUGUUAGACUCUGUCUUAAAGGAACCUACUACAAGGGAAGAAAGGGCCUCUCAGUUCAAGUCACCAAACACAGACUCACUCUUGUUGUCCUUGGAUUCGGGGAGGCGUUUAUCUCCACCCUUGGAGAAUGAUGUAAUUGUUGUUGUUCCCUCAACUUCUACUCUUGUUACUGGUUUGCCUGGUUUGGAUAGCACACUCCCGCAUUGUGCUCUGCAUCAACCUAUCACAACUUACCACACCUCUCUAACAUCAGACAAACUUCCGGUUUUGGAACCAGUGCAUGCUGCAAAUGUUUGUUCUUCUGAAGCUCAGAGAAGUGUGGACAUUUUACAAAAGUUUUGGGGGAUUAUACUAAUGGAGAGCAUGAUUCUAGCCUUGUCUGUCUGGCAACAACCAAGAACAAAAAGGAAAAAAAGCAGAAAAAUAGACAAGUUUCACCGAAGAGCACAAGUAGUAAGCACAUAUAAACUCGUUCUAAAAAGGGUGUAGUCAAAAGUAAUCCUAAAUAUUUGUGACUGUAUUUGUUGUUUGACAGUUUCCUUUCUUUGGUUUACUAGCAAAGCUAUGCUUCUCGCCCUUUCUUUUAUCAGAGACAUUUUGGUCUCCAUUUUUAGAUUCUCUCAUUAAUACUGUAAUAGGGUGCAGACCCACUCCUGCCGAUUUUAAUGCAUUUCUUAGCCUUUAUCAAAAAA
Messenger RNA from Medicago truncatula (barrel medic), 1175 nucleotides. RefSeq lists its product as uncharacterized. NCBI's taxonomy places the organism in Eukaryota, Viridiplantae, Streptophyta, Magnoliopsida, Fabales, Fabaceae. The transcript has 3 exons. The record is from RefSeq and is a predicted model, not a curated record. Bases 238 to 972 code for a protein of 244 amino acids.